UGUCUACAUCUAAAGUUUUGCAGCGCUGGUUGUUACAGCUGUAUUAGUACAGCUGUAUAGGGCCAGCGCUGCAGAGUGGCCACACUUACAGCAACCAGCGCUGCAAGUGGUGUUAGAUGUGGCCACACUGCAGCGCUGUUGGGCGGCUUCAAGGGGGGUUCCGGGAACGCGAGAGCAAACCGGGAAAGGAGACCCGCUUCGCCGCGGUUUGCUCUCUCGUUCCCGGAGCCACCCAGCAAACCGCAGGGAAGGAGACCUGCUUGCUCGGGGCUCCGGGAACGCGAGAGCAAACCGGGAAAGGAGACCCGCUUCGCCGCGGUUUGCUCUCUCGUUCCCGGAGCCACCCAGCAAACCGCAGGGAAGGAGACCUGCUUGCUCGGGGCUCCGGGAACGCGAGAGCAAACCGGGAAAGGAGACCCGCUUCGCCGCGGUUUGCUCUCUCGUUCCCGGAGCCACCCAGCAAACCGCAGGGAAGGAGACCUGCUUGCUCGGGGCUCCGGGAACGAGAGAGCAAACCGGGAAAGGAGACCCGCUUCGCCGCGGUUUGCUCUCUCGUUCCCGGAGCCACCCAGCAAACCGCAGGGCAGGAGACCUGCUUGCUCGGGGCUCCGGGAACGCGAGAGCAAACCGGGAAAGGAGACCCGCUUCGCCGCGGUUUGCUCUCUCGUUCCCGGAGCCACCCAGCAAACCGCAGGGAAGGAGACCUGCUUGCUCGGGGCUCCGGGAACGAGAGAGCAAACCGGGAAAGGAGACCCGCUUCGCCGCGGUUUGCUCUCUCGUUCCCGGAGCCACCCAGCAAACCGCAGGGAAGGAGAUCUGCUUGCUCUGGGCUCCGGGAACGAGAUAGCAAACCGGGAAAGGAGACCCGCUUCGCCGCGGUUUGCUCUCUCGUUCCCGGAGCCACCCAGCAAACCGCAGGGAAGGAGACCUGCUUGCUCGGGGCUCCGGGAACGAGAGAGCAAACCGGGAAAGGAGACCCGCUUCGCCGCGGUUUGCUCUCUCGUUCCCGGAGCCACCCAGCAAACCGCAGGGAAGGAGACCUGCUUGCUCUGGGCUCCGGGAACGAGAGAGCAAACCGGGAAAGGAGACCAGCUUGAUUACCAGAGGCUUCCUCCUUCCACGGAGGUCAAGAAAAGCGCUGGUAAGUGUCUACAUUGGAUUACCAGCGCUGGAUCACCAGCGCUGGAUCCUCUACACCCGAGACAAAACGGGAGUACGGCCAGCGCUGCAAACAGGGAGUUGCAGCGCUGGUGGUGCCCUGCAGAUGUGUACACCUUCAAAGUUGCAGCGCUGUAACUCCCUCACCAGCGCUGCAACUUUCUGAUGUAGACAAGCCCUGAGUGUGGACAGUGCUAUGUCGGUGGGAGAGCUCCUCCUGCUGACA
Gopherus flavomarginatus (Mexican gopher tortoise) is the source of this 1384-nucleotide messenger RNA. RefSeq lists its product as uncharacterized. Bases 117 to 1097 code for a protein of 326 amino acids. The record is from RefSeq and is a predicted model, not a curated record. The transcript has 2 exons. NCBI's taxonomy places the organism in Eukaryota, Metazoa, Chordata, Testudines, Testudinidae.